Messenger RNA from Ornithorhynchus anatinus (platypus), 1518 nucleotides. RefSeq names its product autophagy related 14 (gene ATG14). Lineage: Eukaryota; Metazoa; Chordata; Mammalia; Monotremata; Ornithorhynchidae. Gene Ontology annotation, biological process: autophagosome assembly; cellular response to starvation; mitophagy. Gene Ontology annotation, cellular component: phosphatidylinositol 3-kinase complex, class III; mitochondria-associated endoplasmic reticulum membrane contact site; autophagosome. The record is from RefSeq and is a predicted model, not a curated record. Bases 8 to 1480 code for a protein of 490 amino acids. The transcript is spliced from 10 exons.
ACCCGUCAUGGCGUCUCCCGGCGGGCCGGGGGCCCGGGGCGGCGGGGCGCUGGCGGAGUCGGUGGAGGCGGCCGAGGGGCUGUACGUGGCGGUGGAGCGCUGCCCGCUCUGCAACACCACCCGCCGCCGCCUCACCUGCGCCAGGUGCGUCCGCGCCGGCGACUUCGUCUUCUUCGACGGCCGCGACGGCGAGAGGUUUGCUGACAAAAAGGAGAGGCUAAGGCAGCUGAAGAGCAAACAAAAUGAGUUCCAGGAACAGCUGCUACAGGCCAUGGAGGGGAAGCGCAUAGCAGACCAGUUGAGAUGGAAGAUAAUGUCCUGCAAGAUGAGGAUCGAGCAGCUGAAGCAAACGAUAUGUAAAGGCAACGAAGAGAUGACAAAAAAUUCGGAGGGCCUGGCGAAGACCCUGGAGAAGAACCAGAAGCUGUCGUGCCGAGCGCAGCGGCACCAGGAGAAGAAAGAGAAGAUCCAGCGGCACAACCGCAAGCUGGGCGAGCUGGUGGAGAGGAAGAGCGAGGAGCUGCGUGGCCGGCGGGCCCGCCUGGCCGACCUCCGCCGGGACCACGUCCUGGAGCUCACCUCCGUCAUCUUCCCCAUCGACCAAGUGAAGACCGGCCCCAGGGACCCGGCGGACGCGUCCUCGGAGAGCGACGGCGCCCUGACGUCCAGCACGGUGAGCGAGCUGGCCGAGGCCAGGAGGACCACCUACCUGUCGGGCCGCUGGGUGUGCGACGACCACAACGGAGACGGCGGCGUCAGCAUCGCGGGGCCCUGGAUCAGUCUGCCCAACAACGGCAACUACUCGGCCUACUACAGCUGGGUGGAGGAGAAGAAGACCGCCCAGGGCCCCGACACGGAGCAGAACAACCCGGCCCACACCAUCAGCGCCGCCUUAUGCUACGCCACUCAGCUCGUCAACAUCUUAUCUCAUAUCCUGGACGUCAAUCUGCCCAAAAAGCUCUGUAACAGCGAAUUCUGUGGAGAGAACCUCAGCAGGCGGAAGUUCACGCGCUCGGUCAAGAAGCUCAACGCAAACGUCCUGUACCUUUGCUUUUCCCAGCACGUAAAUUUAGAUCUGUUGCACCCACUCCACACCCUCAGGAAUAUCAUGUACCUGGUCAGUCCGGACACGGAAAACCUGGGCAGGUCCGGCCCCUUCGAGAUGAGCGCCGACCUGGAGGACUCGGUGGAGUUCGUGGAGCCCGGGGCCGGCGCCGAGACGGACGAGAGCGGCGACGAGGGCGUCAGCGACGACGAGACGGACCUGGGCACCGACUGGGAGAACCUGCCCAGCCCCCGCUUCUGCGAGAUCCCCUCGCAGCCGGCCGAGCCGGGCCCCUCGCCCGGCGGCCCGGGCCCCUCCGCGCCCCGGCCGCCCGCCUCCGCCUCCGUCGCCGCCGGCGGCACCGCGGGCGGCAUGAUCUCCUCCGCCGCCGCCUCCGUCACCUCCUGGUUCAAGACCUACACCGGGCAGCGCUAGCGGCCCGCCCGGCCCGGCGGCGCCCGCCCCCGAGCCCU